Molecule: messenger RNA, 837 nt
Organism: Ordospora pajunii
Lineage: Eukaryota; Fungi; Microsporidia; Ordosporidae
Exons: 1
Coding region: 1-837 (278 amino acids)
Biological process (GO): transcription initiation at RNA polymerase II promoter
Source: RefSeq, a predicted model, not a curated record
AUGAAGAGCUACAGACUGGUGUACAGCCCGGAGCCGAAUGAGAAGAGGUUUUUGUUUACGAAUGUGAGCAUUAGUGAGCUGGCGGUGCCGGUGCUGAUAUCGAGGGAGAAACCUGUGAAAGAGGAGGUCGUGUUCAACACGAAGAAGAAGAGCGAACAGAUUGAGUAUGAGGACGAUGGAUACAGAAAGCUGAAGGAGAAGGAGGGAUGCUUGCUUGUUGUGGAGGACAGCGAGAACAGGGUGUACUCUGGGAAGAUGCAGGACCUAGGUGCGAGCGGAUCAUGCUAUUUUGUGUUUAUCAACAUGGGGACGUAUCUGAAGGUGGUUUCUGUGAGGAAGUGGUACAGGUUCAGCCAGAGGAUGCAACAGGACAUUAUACAGGACAGCGAGGGAGAAGCAAAUGAAGGGGAGAUGAUGAGAGUUGAGCGGGACAUCAGCUCAGAAGAUGAACGGGAGGACAUUGACUUUGAGGAUGAUUUUGAUGACGAUGAUGGAGAAGAAGCAAAUGUGUUUGUUGUGAGGGAGAAGCGGCUGAAUAGUGCAGGGCACAAGAUGAGGAACAUUAUGGAGAGCUAUGAGGAGAAGGAAAGCGAGUCUGAAUCAGCAGAAGGGGAUGCAAAUAGCAAUGGCCAGCAGGCAAAGGCUCUUACAAAGGCAGAGCUGUAUGAGAUGCUGCGUGGGAGGAGGAUUGCACUCCGUGAUCUUCUGAAGGGAAUCAAAGCACAGUAUGGGCUUGAAGAGGGGGAGAAAGAGCUCUUGAAGGAGUUUAUUGGAGAAAGCUGUGGGUUUGAGGUUGACGAGACGAAUGGAGAGAAGUAUGUGUUUUUGAAGAAAUAA